UCAGAGUUCAGAGUAGAGAAUUCAGAUUUUCAGAUUUCGUUACAAAAUUCAAAGGAAAUACCGAAAGCGCAGUACGAGAAUCCAGUUGCUAAUUUCAUUUUAGAGCUCUAUUCAUCAGGCUCUUGAGGAGUAAGAGCUCCAUUCAUCAGGUUCUCGAGGAAUUUAAUCAUUUUCGGGGAAGUCAAAAGGGAGCCAAUGCAAGUCAAUAACCCUCGAAGAAGACCACACAUUCUUCUUGCUGCUUGUGGAUGUGUUGCUGCAGUAAAGUUUAGAUGUAUAUGCCAGGGUUUUUCUGAAUGGGCCGAAGUUCGAGCAGUUGUCACAAAGACAGCAUUGUUCUUCAUCGACCGAGCAUCCUUCCCAAAGAAUUUCUUUCUUUUGAUCGAUGACCAGGAUUGGUACAGUUGGAGAAAACUUGGUGACACCAUGCUUCACAUUCAGCUUUGCAACUGGGCUGACAUUAUGAUAAUCGCUCCACUCUCUGCAAACACACUUGGAAAGAUUGCGGGAGGAUUGUGUGAUAAUCUAUUAACUUGCGUGGUACGAGCAUGGGACUACAGCAAGCCUAUCUUCGUUGCACCUGCCAUGAACGCUUUAAUGUGGAAGAAUCCUUUCACUGAAAAACAUCUUUCGUCCGUUGAUGAUAUUGGAGUUACUCUGAUACGACCACGGUUAAGGGAUGGGGAACACUGCAAUGGCGCCAUGGCCGAACCGGGCCACAUUUCCGCUACUGUGUUGCUAUUCUUAGAGUUACAGCGUAAGAAACAAGAAGCAGCCAGAGCAGUAAGAUUUACGGCGUAAAAUCACGAAGACAAAUUGGAAGAUUUUGUAUGCAUACACAAAGUACAAGCUGCAAUAAUAAUAUAUCUAUAUGCCCCUUCUUCCAUCUCGUGAAGCUCUUCCCUCCCGUGCUUUCACUGAGAUUUGGCGGAGUAGCCUGUAAAUGUCUCUUUUCUUCUCUUCCCAAUUUUUUCUUCUCACUUGUAAUCUUACUUUGCAUCGUUUCGUCUACACCAAUAAAUAACACUUUCAUCUGA
Molecule: messenger RNA, 1037 nt
Organism: Cucurbita pepo subsp. pepo (vegetable marrow)
Lineage: Eukaryota; Viridiplantae; Streptophyta; Magnoliopsida; Cucurbitales; Cucurbitaceae
Product: phosphopantothenoylcysteine decarboxylase HAL3
Biological process (GO): coenzyme A biosynthetic process
Cellular component (GO): phosphopantothenoylcysteine decarboxylase complex
Molecular function (GO): FMN binding; phosphopantothenoylcysteine decarboxylase activity
Source: RefSeq, a predicted model, not a curated record